GAGCCUCGUAGUCAUAGAACAAAUUCGUCGUCGUCUUUUGCGCGCGCUACGGUACGGCGUUUCGGUGGAGCGUGGCGGCAGUGGCGGCAGAAUCUAUGGAAGAAUGCUUUAUGUGUGCAAAUCGUUUUGAACGCUUGCCUUCUGGUGAAUGUCUUACGGUGCCAGUGACCAGCAACCCCCAGCCACGAUGAGCUCAUUGGAGAAUGUGCAAUCACUGCAGAACAAGCUUCUUAUGCUCAACCUUUUGACAACGUCUCAACUCAGCAAGAGCUACAGCGCAUUUGCUAGCCAACUGGACCCUCAAAAUGUUGUACAGUUCUUCAAAUGCAUGGAAAGCUCUUGUGACUUUUGCACUGAUAAAGAAGACAACUUCAAGGAUCAUUUGCGUGCUCAUGUGGACCCUGCACACUGCACCUACUGCAAUGAGGUUGCUGUGAAUGAGCAGCACCUGGUUGAGCACAUGGUAACAGAACAUGGUUCUUGCAGAUUCCAGUGUGCAUUGUGCUUUUACAGGUCACAGACAGUGACUCACAUGCGAGUCCACGGCAUAAUGGUGCACAGAUCUAAAGCUGUGUUCUGGUACAUGUGCAGGGAGAAGGCACCACUCAACCCUAAACUUGUUGGCCAUGAAAAAGACCAUAUUGGUGGUUACAUGUGCAAGGAUUGCAGCUUCAAGAGCCACUGCACGGAACGCUUUUUUGAACAUCUUGCAGUCGUUCAUUCGGGGUUUUUUUCUGUUCCUUGUCACAUUUGUUCUGUACAAAUGGACAGUCCAAAUGCUCUCAUUGACCAUUAUACAGAAAAGCACAACAUACAUGCAUUUCACUGCCUCUAUUGUGACUUUGGGAGCCAAUUCGAUUGGGAUGUGAUUGUCCAUGUGACCAUGUGCCAUCCGGCUAAGCCUUUCAAGAUUUUCUGCCGUGGAAAGGAGCUGCCACCAUCCUUCAGAACACUGAAAGACUUAGAAAGGUCAAACAUAAGUGAUGGCAUUCCUGCCAGUUUCAGCAGCCUUUCACCACAUAAUAGUCUCAAAGAUAAAUGGCAAAAAAGUGCUCAAGACAAAAAACCCAGUCCCGACACUGAUGUUGAUGUCAAAUUAGCAGUUAAAAAUGAUUUGCCAGUAAAAUGUGGCAACUCAGGGAAGGACGUGCUUACAUCUGUAUUCGCUACAUCAGAAACCAAAUGCAAAUGCGGUGCUAUCUUCAAAGAUGUUGCCAUGUUUUUUCAACACCUGACUGAGAAACAUGGGCAGGAAUGUGGUUUUGACUGUCCGAAGUGCGUGCAGCUCAGAAGUGCCUCGGUAGAUGAUUUGUUUGCACACUUUGUGGACUUGCACACGGCCUUUCUUCGUUGCUGCUACAAGAACUGUGUCUUCCUUGGUGAGAGCCAGCAAAGUGUUGAUGACCAUGUAAUACAAGCACACCAGCACUUUGAUUUGCCCCAAGAGGAUGUCACAGUGGCUGAUCAUGAAGAAACUUUCCCGAACACUGGAAGUGGCAUAGUACACCCAUAUUCUCUUGAAGAGUCUACUGAAAAAAAAGAUGAGCACCUUCUAGAAAGUGGCAUUGUUUAUACCUGCAGCCUCUGUUGCCAGACUGAAAUGGAGCCAUUAGACUAUUUUCGACACAUGUCACUAGGUCAUGGCAUCAAGUUCUUCUGCGGUCAUUGCAAGAAGGGCUACAAACUGUGGAAGCAGAUGAUGAUGCACCACAGCCGCUGCCACUCGGAAUUGCAGCUUUCAGUGAAGAGCUUUGAAAGAAAUAAGCUGAAAGACGUGACUUCAGAAUUGCAGUCAGACUGCAAUAAUGAAGGGCAAGGUGGAGUGGAGAACAAAUUGGCAAAAAGCAAGGAUGCAGAACAUAAGACUGCCGGAAGUCCAGCAAAAAGCACAGUUGCCAUGAAGCCCUCCAAACGUCGCUUCAGGAUGACAGCGUCAACGGCUGCAACAAGCAUUGAUCCUAACAAGCGUCACAUUUCUUCGCUGUCAACAGCUUUGCAUUAUUCCCGCACUCACAAAAAAGCUCUGCUGUCAUCGUCAGAGAGGUCUAAACAGGAUUUAGAAUUCAGACUUCAGCAGCCAAUUCCUUUGGGGGAAAUUCAUGCUACCUCUAGUCAGCAAAAGAAAGAGAAGGGUCAUUCAAGCUACUUCAGCGUAGCUGGUCAACAGAAACGUCCUGGUGAGUGUAGACAGACAGAUGAAACAAGGCCUGAAAGCAACGGAAGUGCCGCUGAGUCUCCAUGUGCCAGUGGAUCAAGUGUUCCGCAAAUGGAAGCCAGGAAGUCGCCUCUCACUGCCUUUGCCCACCACAGGAAAGGCCCAUCACAGGAAAAUGCAGGAAAAGCUCGACAACCCAGGAACGAGUGCAUACCAACCUUCUUUUGUGGCCAUUGCUUCAAGAGUUACAGAUUGUUGAAGCCUCUUAUAACACACCAAAAAACUGUUCAUUGUGGACUGCCGUUUGCCAUUAGGAAGCUGCACAUGGAGAAGCUAGAAGACAUCACAAAUGAUGAUGUAGUCCAGAAGUACAAAGACAUGGGCACUACGGAAAAUGCCCAGCCUGGUGACUCUGUUUUAGAUUGGGAGGAGGCUUGUAAGGUGCCUAGUAGCGACGACACUGACGAUGCUGACUUUGAACAGAGCAGUUGUGAAAGUGAAAACGAUUCCAAGGUAAAACGCAAAUGGCGGCGCAUUAAAUUAGUGUCUAGUGAAUCUGAGGAUGACGAGGCCUCUAAUGCCUCCGAACUUAGUAGUCGUGAAGGAUUUUCUUACUACGGGAAACCAGUGGAACCUAUUGACUUCAAGAAUACUUAUGUCCGAUUCUAUGAUGGUGACUUUCGCAUUGUGUACGACCAGUUAGCAGGCAUUGUCGAUGUUUGUCCUAUUGUGCUGGUGCGCAAAGAAAGUAUAAUGUAAAGUUAACCUUUGCUGCCUUUGUUACAUCAUUCUGUGUUGAAGUAACAAAUGUCUCAUACUGGUUCUUGAAUGCUUGUUAUUUAUUCAACAUUUAAAUGUGGUAAAUUCAUUAGUGUUCCAGCUAGUACAAGUUUACUGUACCACAGGCCAGCAAAAUUCUGUUCCUCUUUUGUUAAGCACUUUCUGUUGUACUCUUUAAGACUAUAUAGCUUAGCUGCUGUCAACAUGUUGGUGCAGUUUUAAAAUAAAUCAGUGAACUUGAGCAGCAGUUCCAAUUUGACGCUGCAAUAUGUGGGUUUCAUUGAACAUGUUCAGGAAAGCAAUUGGAUGUACCCAUAAUGGCAUAUGUGCUUUGAAUUGUGUCCACUUUUUAAUUUAAAGUGUAAACUUUCAUAAGUAUGUGAUGUAACCCUUCUCCAUAUGUGAAAAUUUGUUUUGCCCCUGGUGUCGCGCUCCGACAUAUAUUUGAUUGCGAAAUUUGCUUAAGGUGAUGCAUCUCUCGACUAUCAGGUGAACAAGCAGUCACUAAUCUUAUGAGUCAUGGAGGACCCAAGCUGUACGCUUUGAACAAAGUAGCUUCACAAGCCCACAUCGGAUUAUGUGUGCGUUUGUCUGUCUAUAUAUAUAUAUAUAUACUGCAAGUGUCAGAAGACGGACUUACUGGUGUGGUUUUACACAGUAGCCACAAGGGAACCUUAGGUGUCUCAGCAUAAGGAAAACAAGAAAAUAUAUUGUUGCACUAUUAGCAUUCUCAGAAAUUGAGCAGCAGCUUUUUGGGAUCAAUGCAUGUGAAUAUUGCAGGUGUAUGGUGUUUACCACAUUGCACUGUGGAAGCAGUAUAUUUUGUAUAUUGAAGAUUUGUACGAUAAAAAACGCCUCCAGAA
This is a messenger RNA of Dermacentor silvarum, 3798 nucleotides long. RefSeq lists its product as uncharacterized. The coding region runs from base 149 to 2914 and encodes 921 amino acids. Lineage: Eukaryota; Metazoa; Arthropoda; Arachnida; Ixodida; Ixodidae. The transcript has 2 exons. The record is from RefSeq and is a predicted model, not a curated record.